GACACAUCCGGUUCCGUCCUGCGCCAUUUUGAUGAAACAGCGAGGGGACGAGCAGCCUGGAUCACCGACGAGGAUUUUAUGGAUUAAACUCGAAGAAUCGUCAGGAUACUCAACUUUACACUUUUCAUGGUGGAAAAUGACCGUGGACCGAAGAGGAACAUUUGAGUCUUGACCGCGUAACUGGUGGAUUUUUGUUAGAUUAUUCGACAGCUAACUUGGCUAGCAUUGUUAGCAUAGCAGUAUUGAGCAGUAACCGUUAGCUCUUGUUAGCGAAGAGGGAACGUUAGCUAAUCUCGAGGUGUAGCAUGUUAGCCUUGGCAUUAGCUAACUCGCCAGUCCUGACAUUUAUACGGUAGAAUACGUCUUCAUAAAUAUUCACUUUGAGGUCUAAUAGCAGUAAAGCUUGGGGAGUCGUUGCGGAAGCUUUAACGCAAUUUUGUGGACUUUUUGUGGUGGCUCGGUAGUGUUGUUUUCACUUGAAAAAUAAGAAACUGUUACAAACGAAGGCAAAACAUUACCAAAAGGACUGAUGUCGAGGGAACCCGAGGCCCGCUGCUAGCUACUCUAGCGGCUUGCAGCGCGGCGGCCCUGGGCUUUCCACCAAGGACAAUUCACCACGGACUUGGCCUCAUUGACAUCGUUGUAAGAAAAGAUUUACAUUGUGCUACACGGACUCUCUUGGAUUUGGUGGCAUCUUGUUGGGUUUUAUCGGACUUUAAAAGAACUUACGAGGCACACGGCGCCACUCAAUGGCGCUCUGGCCUCACACCUCGAUUAUUUUUCUUUGGCAAUAACAAGGACUCUGUCGCCAUCUGGGAGCUGAACCCUUCCCCAUUUUAGUCCUUUCUUUGUCCACAGUGUUUCAGCGAAUAUAAAGAAGGUUUACUUAUUAAAGUCACCAGAUUUAGCCUCCUGUGUUCAGUGUUGACGCUGUUUUAUUUUGUUAUCAUACCAGGCCUGUGUUUUUUCCCUUGUGCUUGAUUAAGUGCUUAGACCUGUGAAAAUGUCGUGUGUUCACUAUAAGUUUUCUUCCAAACUGGAUUACAACACAGUCACUUUCGAUGGGCUGCAUAUCACCCUCAGCGAGCUUAAAAGGCAGAUUAUGGCCCGGGAGCGCCUCAAGGCCACAGACUGCGACCUGCAGAUCACCAAUGCGCAGACUCGAGAGGAAUAUACAGAUGAUGAAGCCCACAUCCCGAAACACUCGUCCGUGAUUGUCCGCCGUACUCCGAUUGGUGGAGUAAAACCUGCUGGCAGGACGUUCAUUGUAGAUCGUUCUGACACAGCUGUGGUGGGAUCUUCUAGACCCACUGAUUCUUCUCCUUCUUUGUCACUCGCCCAACUCGCCAAGACUGCUAACCUGGUUGACGCAAACGCAUCAGAGGAGGACAAGAUUAAAGCCAUGAUGUCUCAGUCCAACCAUGAAUAUGACCCGAUACAUUACUCCAAGAAGGCAGUUGGACCUCCACCUGCUCACUAUACCUGCUUUCGUUGUGGAAAGGCUGGUCACUACAUUCGGCAGUGCCCUAUGCUGAUGGUCCAGGAUAAAAGCGUAGAGGGUCCGAAGCCAGUAAGGAUUAGUAAGGGCAUUCCUCAGAGCUUCAUGGUGAAAGCAGAACCUGGCACCAAAGGAGCCAUGUUAACCAGCACUGGAGAAUAUGCUAUACCUGCAAUAGAUGCGGAAGCGUAUGCACAAGGAAAGAAGGAGCGUCCUCCCUUUGUUCCACAUGACCAGUCAUCAUCCGAGGACGAUACAGACCCAAUCCCCGACGAGCUCCUGUGUCCAAUCUGCAAUGACCUUAUGACAGAUGCAGUAGUUAUACCCUGCUGUGGAAACAGUUACUGCGAUGAUUGUAUCCGGACUGCCCUGUUGGACUCAGAGGAGCAUGUCUGCUUCACAUGCAAACAGUCAGAUGUUUCACCAGAUAACCUCAUUGCCAACAAAUUUCUUCGACAGGCUGUGAACAACUUUAAGAACUUGACAGGCUACACCAAACAUGCACGCAAGCAGGUCCAACACACAGCACUGCCGCCGCCGCGCCCUCAGUUAUCAAGGCCUCUGCACUCGAGACAGCAGGAUCCACUGCUGGCCAAUGUCACUCACCCUCCCCAUUCGAACGUUUCUCCCACUGUCCCUCAAACGCAGGCCCAGCCCCCUGCAUCUGCACCCGCACCCGCUUCUGCUAGUACCACUGCUGCUCCCACUCCUCCUACUCCUCCUCACGCUGCUGCUGUCGAAGGUCAUGACGCCUCACCGGCCCCUGCGCCUGUGGUUGACCACCAUUCUCCUAUACACUCCACCAGCCAGGGCGAACCACCCCCACCAGGCGAGACAGAUCCAAAACCUACUGUGACACCAGGCUCAUCAGGCACCUCGGAAAGUGGAUCACAGGGCUACCAUCUACCUGUUAUUGGCCACCCGCCACCUCCAAGGCCGUCUCAUCCAUCAGGUCACCAGUCACGGCCCCACCACUCCAACAGAGGGGGAGGCAGACACUGGGAGAGGUCUUACAGAGGUAGAGGAGAGCUCCCCCCAACUCACCUCCAGACAGCUCCACCUCCUGCACCUGCCCCUCCAGUAUACCCAUCCCCGUCCCUGUACCCACCCCCACCACAGCCCUACCCUCCUCCGUACACCUCUGGCCCCGGCCUUAUUGCUCCUCCUGCCAUCGGUUACCAGCCCCAGCCUAUUUAUGCCCCUGGACCACCAGGGCUCAACCCCCCUUGGGUUGCCCCCGGUACUCAGCCGCCUCUAACCCAUCUUGCACCCUCCCUCUCUCAGCCCCCCCUCUCUAAGGAUGAUUUCUAUAGACCGCGGCACCGACAGGACAAAGUUACAUCCAAGCUGGAUGAAUUUACUAAAGACUUCCACAAAGAGCUUAUGAAGUACAGAAAUCCACCGAAGAGACGAAGACCGUCUUAUUCCAGAUCCCGGUCAUACAGUCGCUCUCCAUUCAGCCGCUCUCCUUACUCUCGCUCUAGAUCAAGAUCAAGGUCUAGGUCCAGGUCAAGGUCCAGGUCUUACUCUUAUUCCCCCAGCCGCUCCCGCUCCCGCUCCCGCUCCCACGGCCGGUCUUAUCCCCGCUCCCCUUAUUCCAGACGCAAUGGUCGCAGUUAUGGACGCUCCCGGACAAGGUCCCGCUCCCGCUCAAGGUCUUACGGGUAUCGACGCUCUGGCUCGCCACGUUCUCCUCCCUCCUACCGGGCUGGAGCCUGGGAGGGAGCAGAAGGAGCAGGGCCCUACAGGUCUAGGUCACGGUCUCGUUCCCCUGGGGGCUACAGGAGCCGCAGCCCUGGUGGAAGGAAGCCUCCUCCUCGAGAGCUAGCGCCUUAUGAACUGAAGGGGCCGAGUCCUGGAGGUCAUGAGCGCUGGGAGAGAGAAAGGUAUCGACAGUGGGAAAAGGAGUAUGCAGACUGGUACAACAAAUACUACAAAGACUAUGACAACCAGCAUCCGCCACUGCAUCACAGAGGUCGUGGCAGCAGAGACAGGGAGAGGGACAGACUGUCCCCAUUAUCCAGAGAUUACUCUCCCCAGGGGAGAGGAAGAAGAGGGAGAGAGGAGAGAGGUCCUCCCCCUCACCACCCUCCAUCCUCUUCCUCAUCAGGGACCAAAUCCAGCACUAAAGUCCUGAAGACAAAGAAAUUAAAAAAGAAGAAGACUGGCGAGGAACCAGAACCAUCACACCAGUCAGUGGACAGAGGUGAUGCUACUCCUGUCAGAGACGAACCAAUGGACGAAAUCCCUUCACUCACUAAAACUCCCCCCAUCUCCUCAAAGCCUCCAUCUAGCACCACAACUACUAAAGCUCCAGCUUCUAAAGGCACUGCUGCACCCGUUAAACCCUCAACCAAGGCCACAUCGAAGACUCCGUCUGAUAAGACCAAGAAAGAGAAGGCUCCAAAGCCAAAAGCUAAAGUGAAGACGGAGGCUGUGAAGGUAAAGAGUGAAAAGGUGAAGAAAAAGACUGGAGAGGGAGUGGUGGUCAAAAAGAGAGACUCCUCAUCCUCCUCCUCUUCUGUUGCUAAACCGGUAAAGACCAGUAAACCCAAGCCAGAAGAUAAUUUCAACUCAACUACCCCGAAAAAGGAAAAGAGUAAAAGCUCUGCUGUGAGGCCAGCCCUGCUCAAGACCCCUCCACUGUCCUCCCAGAGCCUACCUCUACCUCAUCCGUCUCUUCAUGAUGGCCCUCGGCCCAGCCACGACAUCCGGGGGAGACGAGAUCUUCCGCAAGGUGGCGGUCUCCUUCCCGUCCCCCAUCAACACGGAAUCCCACUCCUCCAUCGGCCUCCCUCUCCAGUGGACAGUCGGAGGAGGAUUGGAGAGGAGGGCCGCUCUUUGCUCGGAGCGCCCCCCGGAAAGCUGAGGAGGAUAGACGGGAUAGGGGGCGGCGGUGGUGAUAGCAUCUCCCACUCUCACAUGUCUCACCAGCCCCCGCUCCACAGACUCGCACCCUCCUCAGACAGACCCGGUCUCCUUCCCAUACCAGGGAGCCGCGAGAUGGGCCGAGGGGAUGCAGAUCGGGGACCCAUCAGACCUCUAAUGGACCUGCAGGUGAAGCUGCUGCCCCAGAGGAGAAUCAAGCUGAACAGAGAUCUGGGGAGAAAAGGCAGCACCGAGACGGCGGCCUCAGACCGAGCGUCAUCAGGUCCUGAGAAGGCGACGUCCACCUCAGACCGAUCAGCUGCUGCUAACAUCUUAGAAGAGGACCGACCCAGCAGUGCAACAGAAGGAGCUGGAAGAAAGGAGCGGUCUGCAUCAGCUGAGAGGGGAGUCUCUAGAGAGAGACCAGGGAGUGCGGGAGAGAGACCGCAGGGCUCGGAAAGAGAACAGGACAGAAGCUCGGGACAGGAUCGAGAGCGAGACAGAGCUUCUGGAUCAGACAGAGACAGAGACAGAGACAGAGAAAGAGACAGAGACAGAAGUGUGGCGUCCGACAGAGAGAGGGACAGGGUCUCAGGGUCAGGCUCACAGAAAACAUCAAGUACAGCGGAGAGAGACACAGAAGGAGAGAGGUCAACAAGGACCGAACGGAAGAACUCCAGUGGUGGAGGUGGAGCAGGAAGGUCGGUCUGUCUGGAUAAAAUGACCAUUGCCGAGAAAUCAGCCGUCACCAAGAGACAAGCAGACCACCAGGAGAAACCAAGUGUGUCAUCAAAGGAGAGAAGUGAAGGGUCAGAGAGAGCUGCUAAAUCUGACAGGAGUGUGUCCAAGGACAGAACAGAGAGGAGUGUGCCCUCAGGAGAGAAACCAGCUGCUGUUCACAGAGAAGUGAAAGAUGGUGAGGGGUCCGUUGUGAAGAGCAAACCCAGGAUCAGCCGAAAGGCUCUGACAAGCCACACUGUGAGCGCCACCAGGUCAACUCAGGAGACAAAGCGGGACUUAGAAAAAGACCAGAAGAGUGCAUCCUCUAAACCUGCAGAGCUACCCCCGUCUAGCCCUGUGAACAGCCGUGGCCGCAGCCGCAGCCGCAGCCGCAGCCGCAGCCGGAGCCCCAGCCCCAGCCCCAGCCCCAGCCCCAGCCCCAGCCCAGUCCCCGAGGAGCCACUCAUCCAGGCUCCCCCUCGUUCCAAGUGGGAGAGAGAGGACGAUGAAGAGGGGCAGGAAAAUGGAGUUAGCGCCCCCAAGGAGCCCUCACCGGUUCCUCAGAGGAGCCGAGGCAGAGAGGCCCAGACUGAUGCGGUUAAACCUGUAAGAAGUGAAACCCGGGAUGCUGUGAGGGAGGAGAGGAGAGGGGGAGGAGGAGGAGGAGGAGGAGGAGGAGGAGGAGGAGGAGUGAGGGAGGAGAAGAAAGGGAGAACACCAAGGGAUGAGGGUAAAGGUGGAAGGGUGGCACAGGCGAAUUCUGACAAACCAACCAAAACAAAAAUUGUAAGGGAGGAGGCCAGAGGGGUGAGAGAAGAAGGGCGAGCUGCAGCAAGAGAGGAGGGGCGAGGAGGAGGCGGAAGAGAGGAGGGGCGAGGAGUGUCAGGGAAGGAGGAGAGAGCAGCAGAAGCCAGAGGUGGAGGAGGACGAGAGGAGAGUCGAGGCCCAGAGCCCAGGAGACAGCGCUUGUGCUCCGACCUGGGUCGUGAGACAGACGAGGCCGCCUUCGUGCCCGACUACAGCGAGGGCGAGGGCUCAGAGCCGGAGAGAGGCAGGAGCGGCAGCCCCAGUCUGUCCCCCAGCCAAGCCUCCCACAGCCCCACCCCCAGCAACAACAGUGACCCGGCAACCGCCUCCACGGGCGACAAGAAGAAGAAGAAACACAAGAAGCAUAAAAAACACAAAAAGCACAAGAAGCACAGUGGCCAGGACAAAGAAGGAGAACACAAGGAGCACAAGCACAAACACAAGAAGAAGAAACACAAAAAGAACAAAGAUAAAGAUGCAGAGGAAGAGGAGGAGAAGGCAGAGAAAGCAGAGGAAGAGGCCCCGUGCUAACAGAGGCUAAGCUAAGCCUGCCUGCCAAAAUCUGUAACCCUCUUUGUUAAUGAGGAGGUAAUGAUGUAUCUAGAAAUAUCGGCUAACACUGGCAUGCUGCUCCAUGUGCCACCUGAGGGGAGCGGAUGAUACUCUAACACUUCAUGUCACCGCAGCUCUCCAAACCUACACAGUACUUCCUUGUGUCUGGACUGCAGCAUCCUGAACGCCGUUGAGGUUUAUUUAAUGUUUAAUGUGAACGUUUUCUGUGGUGACUUGUGGGUCAAAUGAAAAAGGAAAAAAAAACCCAGGAGGUGAUACCAUGCUGCACUAUUGUGAUCAACCCAGAGCCGAGAAGGAAGAGAGAAAAGGACUUGGUGAUGAUAAUAACCGAUCACACAGCCGUGAAUCUCAAUGAUAGGAGUAACAAACUGUACUCAGGGAUGUGAUUGCUUCUUUGUAGAGGAGGAAUUGUUGUUUCUCUGCCUCUGAUUCAUUUGUAAAUAGUGAUGAACUGUUGCUUUACAUGACAAUUUUUCCUCAGUUUGUUUUUCUCACAUCCUCCUGUGCUGUUCGAGGCUUAAAAUACUGGUUAACUCUCACUGCUAUGCCGUUGUAAACUCAUAUUUGAAGGACUGCACUCGCACAUUAACUACAAACCUUAGACUUUCUGUUAUUGCUAACCACUUUCAAAGCUGAUAACCUCAUAACUCACUUUUAGGCAGCCACUGGUUCAGUUUAUGCCUUUUUUUCUAAGUUAAUGUAAAUUUAAAUUCAGGCAACACAAUUCUUUUAAUUAAUUUUUCAUUUCAUAUCUAAGCAACGUUCCUACCAAAUUAAACAUUUAUUAAAUCCAGUAGCUACCUGAGAGAUUAUGAAACUCUUAUGAAAUGGUUAGCAGUAUUUGCAAUUAAUGGUUUAAAUCAGCAGUAUGUUCCUUUAAGUUAAAGCAGAUGUUUAUGCAUUCAGGCUACACUGGAUCAGAUAAAUCUAGGAUGUGUUUAUUAAUAAUGGCAAAUCAGUCUGCAUGUUGUUGUUGUUGUUUUUUUUUUUGUUCCAAAGGUGCAGUGGCUGUCUGUCACAUGUGAGCGAGUGAAUGUGUGUAUGAUGGUGUGAAAGUGAAAUGGGACAAAUUGCAGGACUGGUGCUCUUACAAAUAAGUUGUUCAUUUUUCUUUCUUUUUUUUUAAUUAAAACAUUUUGACCUCAUGAAAA
Lates calcarifer (barramundi perch) is the source of this 7617-nucleotide messenger RNA. RefSeq names its product E3 ubiquitin-protein ligase RBBP6. Gene Ontology annotation, biological process: protein ubiquitination; ubiquitin-dependent protein catabolic process; mRNA processing. The record is from RefSeq and is a predicted model, not a curated record. Bases 1004 to 6424 code for a protein of 1806 amino acids. Gene Ontology annotation, cellular component: nucleus. The transcript is spliced from 20 exons. Gene Ontology annotation, molecular function: zinc ion binding; ubiquitin protein ligase activity; nucleic acid binding. Lineage: Eukaryota; Metazoa; Chordata; Actinopteri; Centropomidae.